GCAUUCUCUUCCUCUAGCUCUGACCCAUUUGCUUAUUCAUCUCUAAAUCUCAUUUGCUUCAGUUAUUUGCAAUAAAGUUUUGAUCUUUUGCAAUCUUCAGCUGAUUCAAGUCAAGAGAGGAAAUUUUGAGACAAUAUGAUGUGCUUUCCGUUCUCUUCCUGCGAAGGUAAGGAGGAGACACCAAUAAGUCCAACGCAACUGAGCACAAUCCAGUCUUUAGAUUCUGGUUCUUCCCAUUUUAAUGCAUCUGGGUCAGAGACAGACUACCAAAGUGUUCCUGAUCGAACCACAAAAUUAAAAAAAUCCAAACAUCCAAGUUUCUCAAGAAUGCCAAGUAAUCUAAAAGAGUUCAAACUUUCCGAGCUCAAAGCUGCUACCAAGAACUUUAGCCUGGCCUCAAAGCUUGGAGAGGGUGGAUUCGGCUCUGUCUACAUCGGUACAAUCAAGAACACUCGGGAUUCAGAUAAAAAUCUCAAAGUGGCUGUGAAACAGUUGGGGAACAGAGGAUUUCAGGGGCACAAGGAGUGGAUUGCAGAGGUGAAUGUUCUUGGAAUUGUUCAGCACCCAAAUCUUGUUAAAUUAAUUGGCUAUUGUGCGGAAGAUCAUGAAAAGGGAAUUCAACGCCUUCUAGUAUACGAAUAUAUGCAUAAUAGGUGUGUAGAAUAUCAUUUAUCUAGUAGAUCUGGGACACCACUCUCAUGGUCCACAAGAUUGAAAGUAGCUCAAGACACUGCUCGUGGCUUGGCGUACCUACAUGAAGGAAUGCCCUUCCAGAUUAUCUUUCGAGAUUUCAAAUCUUCAAAUAUUCUUCUAGACGAUCAAUGGAAUGCUAAGCUGUCAGAUUUUGGAUUGGCUCGGUUAGGUCCUAAAGAUGGACAUACCCAUGUCACAACAGCCGUAGUAGGAACCAUGGGGUAUUCGGCUCCAGAAUACAUUCAAACAGGUCGUCUUACAUCCAAGAAUGAUGUAUGGAGCUAUGGGGUCUUUCUUUAUGAACUCAUAACCGGUAGGCGUCCAAUGGACCGAAACAGACCAACAGGGGAGCAGAAACUUCUAGAGUGGGUAAGACCAUACCUAGAUGACAAGAACUUCCGUCUCAUAGUGGAUAGUAAACUAGAAGGUAAAUAUCCACUUAAAUCUGCACUAAAGCUGUCAUUGAUUGCAAACAAGUGUUUGUCUAGAGACCCCAAAUCAAGACCAAAGAUGAGUGAGGUUGUGGAAAUGGUUAGCCGUCUCUUAAUGGUUGAACCAGAAACCGUUCCUAGGUCACCUCUUGCAGUUGCUGUCCCAUUUGAUGCUAUUGAAGUAGCUAUGAAGGCAGAUGAGGAUGAAAGGAGGUUUAAUAGCGUUGGAAAUGAUGUAAAACUUGAAGAUUCUGCUUGGUUUUCUCGAAUCUGGUUUUGGAAGCCCUCGUUAACUUGUUGAUUUUGAGAAGUCACAAAAGUACAUACAAUGGUCGUGAAUUGCCUGUAUGUCGAUUACGAUCAACGGGUAGCAAGUUUUUUUUUUUUCUCCUUGUAGUUAUUGCUGCAGAAAUGAUAGUGUUGGCAUAGUGAGCGUAAAGGGUAUUUUAGUCAUUUUACAAAUGCGGGAUUCAUGGGAGAACUUUAAGUGGCAUUGUAGAAAUUUCACUUGCAUUAGUGUUUGCAAGUGUCAGCUUGCUUUCUUUGACAACAUUCCCAGUUGAAGAUUGACGGCUAUAUGCCUAUAUUCAACUAUAUAUGGAAUAAAUAAAUAAUUUCAUGUUUUUGGUUAA
Erigeron canadensis is the source of this 1756-nucleotide messenger RNA. Its product is annotated as serine/threonine-protein kinase PCRK1-like. Gene Ontology annotation, molecular function: protein kinase activity; ATP binding. The transcript is spliced from 5 exons. Bases 136 to 1425 code for a protein of 429 amino acids. The record is from RefSeq and is a predicted model, not a curated record. Gene Ontology annotation, biological process: protein phosphorylation. NCBI's taxonomy places the organism in Eukaryota, Viridiplantae, Streptophyta, Magnoliopsida, Asterales, Asteraceae.